This is a messenger RNA of Artibeus jamaicensis (Jamaican fruit-eating bat), 457 nucleotides long. It is a transcript of the gene SNRPF, whose product is annotated as small nuclear ribonucleoprotein polypeptide F. The coding region runs from base 134 to 394 and encodes 86 amino acids. Gene Ontology annotation, molecular function: RNA binding. The record is from RefSeq and is a predicted model, not a curated record. Gene Ontology annotation, biological process: mRNA splicing, via spliceosome; spliceosomal snRNP assembly. Gene Ontology annotation, cellular component: catalytic step 2 spliceosome; U1 snRNP. The transcript has 4 exons. NCBI's taxonomy places the organism in Eukaryota, Metazoa, Chordata, Mammalia, Chiroptera, Phyllostomidae.
GUCACGCUGCUUUUAGGCGGCCAUUUGUCUUAGAGCUCCGCGAUUUGGGCUCGUCUAGGAGUACUCUAGACACGAGAGGCGGGCGAGAGCUGGGUCGCUGGCGAGUAAUCUGUAGCCUUUGCUCGUUGUCACGAUGAGUUUGCCCCUCAACCCCAAACCUUUCCUCAAUGGAUUAACAGGAAAGCCAGUAAUGGUGAAACUUAAGUGGGGAAUGGAGUACAAAGGCUAUCUGGUAUCUGUGGAUGGCUAUAUGAACAUGCAGCUUGCAAACACAGAAGAAUACAUAGAUGGAGCAUUGUCUGGACACCUGGGUGAAGUUUUAAUAAGAUGUAAUAAUGUCCUUUAUAUCAGGGGUGUUGAAGAAGAGGAAGAAGAUGGGGAGAUGAGAGAAUAGCAUCUUUUGGGGGAAUUUUUUUAUAUUUGUUUCUAGAUAAUAAAAUAUAUGCUUGUUUUUCAA